Messenger RNA from Sphenostylis stenocarpa, 300 nucleotides. Lineage: Eukaryota; Viridiplantae; Streptophyta; Magnoliopsida; Fabales; Fabaceae. The record is from the annotation of a GenBank genome assembly.
AUGCCUCUCUCAAAGCUCCUGGUUUCGUCGCUUCUGCUAUCCUUUCUCCUCUUCCGUCUCGUUGAAUCUGAUCAACCGGUAAACGCACAGACUCCGGGUUCUCUUGUUCAGCAGAUAGAUUGUAAUGCCGCAUGUGCUGCGAGGUGCCGUUUAGCAUCUCGCCAGCGCAUGUGUCACAGAGCGUGUGGAACCUGCUGCAGACGCUGCAACUGCGUGCCACCGGGAACUGCCGGCAACCAAGAAGUGUGUCCCUGCUAUGCCAGUCUCACCACCCACGGUGGCAGACGCAAGUGCCCUUAG